AUUAAAUGAGUCGCGGCUCCUUUAAGACUCGCUCCAGGAGGAAACAGGAAGUUCUGGGCUAUGAACAUUUAACACAAAGAAACAAAACGAAAGAAAUUGUGUGACAUGGCGGGGAUAAAAGCUCUGGUCAGUUUGUCCUUCAGCGGUGCCCUUGGACUGACCUUUCUGCUUUUGGGCUGUGCGUUGGAGCAGUUUGGAGUCUAUUGGCCUCUGUUCGUGCUGAUUUUCUACGUGAUCUCGCCAUUGCCGUACUUCAUCGCCACCCGGCUCGGAGACGACACUGAUUCCUCCAGCAAUACAUGCAGGGAACUCGCACAUUUCCUCACCACGGGGAUUGUGAUCUCAGCUUUCGGGCUGCCUAUCGUACUGGCACGUAUAGAAGUGAUCAAAUGGGGAGCCUGUGGCUUGGUGAUGGCAGGAAACAGUGUCAUCUUCGUCACCAUCCUGGGUUUCUUCCUGGUGUUCGGGGGCAGCGAUGAUUUCAGUUGGGAGCAGUGGUAAAGCCGUGGCCAAGGACGGGUUGCCAGGUUCAGAGGAAAUCCUAAUAUCUGCUUUUGUAGAGGAGAGGGAAGUGGGUGCAAUACAGGAACAUUAGGGCUGAGCUUCACCAGUAACAUUAAUGACAGUGUUGUUGAGGGAGGGGAUACUUUAGGGGAAGAAAAAAUGAACUUCAACGUUCUUCGUAUGUUUCACUGAAUCACUGAGUCUCGCUUUAAAUCAACACACUGCUUACUAGAACUGACAUUCAUUCCUAAAUGUAGGCCGCUUCACAUAAGACUUCACUUGAUUCAUGCUAGAUUCAUAAUCAACACUAUUUUCAAAUCAAUGCUUAAGUACUUGUGCUUCUUUAUAACUAUAUUCACAUGUUUACUGAAUUAAAAUGGUAAAAAGAAAUAAGCUAGAACAUUCCAGAUAAAUCCCAAAACCAAAAAAGUAGUGAAAAGUUACGGAAAUGUGGGUACAUUUAAAAAAAAAAAAAAAAAAAAAAACACUAGCUGACGUAAAGCAUAAAGGAGCUCUGUGUCGAGACAAAGCUUCUGUCAUAUCAAUAUGUCAAAAGAAAAAAAAAUCUGGACCCCUCACUGCCCUUUAGCUAUAAAGAACUCUUUUAUAAUCUAUAAUUCAGACAUGUUGGCUUAACAAAGCUUCUCAUUUAGGUUUAGUAUUAAUAAUCCAUUCAUACUUUCUCACCACGACACACAACUUCAGCUUCUGGUUAAUGUUCCUCCUUCUGAGUGAAUGUAAAGAUAAAUGAGCCAUCUCUGGUUAGCGUCAGGCUGCUAUUCCAGUUUUUGUCCACAUUUGUCUAAGUCACAUCUCUUCAUCUUUCGUAUGACUCUACUAAAAUAUGUGCAUUUAUUUACGCUACAACUUGUGACCAUGAAUCACAUUCAAAUGACUCUGAUUCAGUGUACUUUAAUCAAAGAAUACAUCUCCUUCGUACCAGGAAUCACAUUUAAAUGAUGAAAAUGACUCUAUCUAUUCAAAUGAUUCAUAUAAAUGAUUCUUUACAAUUUCAGAUGGCUGUUGCUUUUAUGUCAUGGAGGAAAUUCAAAUAAGUUUGAAAGAAAGGCCUUUUCAUCAUGAAUCAAAUUCAAAUGACUCAUAGAAAUGCGCUUUUAAUAAAUCAGUAAAUCAUAUUUAUAUGACUGAUGCACUGAUGUACUUGAAUUUAAUUGAAAUGACUCUAUAAAUGAUUCUACACCACGAUUAUAAUUCACUUUUAAUGAACGAAUCUUAAAUGACUCUCAUAUGGUAUACCUAUGUUUAAAUGAAUGAAGGAAUCUUAAAGGCAGCAUGUAAACAGUUUUGGAGUCAUUUGCUGUAUCAAUUUAAUUUAAUUUAAAUUUGAUUUUAGUAAGUAAAUGAUCUUUAUUAUCAGAAUCAUUUGGAUUUGAUUCAUAUGCACUGUAUCACUCGUAUGAAAUUGAAUCAUUGGAAUGUAUUCACCACACACAAGUGAAAUAUUGUAAAUUAUAACCCGUCCACUUCGCUAAUAUCAACCGAACUUAUUUUACAUCCGAUUUAUUGAUCGUAACCUCACCCUAAAGCCUUAACAUUCUGGAUUUAAAUAAAAACUACCAAAGCUCAAGCCUUCCUCCUGCAUCAUCAUCAUCAUCAUCAUUAAGCGUAUUUAGGUUAGGUUAGGGUCAACUUUACUGUCAUUGUCAGAGUACGAGUACAGAGACAAGCAUCCACCCAGUAGUGCAAAUAACAAAUAAGUCAAAAUGAGGUAACAAGGUUAUGGUGCAGUAAGUUACUAGAGUACAGUAAUGCAAAUGGCAAUGAAAUUAAAUGAAAUAAAUAAGAAUGAUGGUGCAGUAAGUUGAGAUAAACAGUAUACAGGUAGAGGUAAACAGCAUGAUGCAUGUAAUAUGAUGCAGUAGAUACACCAUUUAAUAUAAACAGAUAAAGAAUAUUGAAGGGAAAGCCAUAGCAAUUUAUACAUUUAUACCUUGGGUGUUGGUUUUCACUGCAAAUAAAUAUAUAUCAUUUUCUAAGUAUAUUUUUAACCACAGUUUACACAAUUCCUGUAUGUGUAUCUGAAUAUAAACAUAUAUGAAGACUCAUCUCUGCAGUAUGUCAAAUACUACACGUAUAUUUAUCUCUUUUAUCUCUUAAGAGUAAUAAUUUCACAUUUCACUGUAUCGUAACAGGUUAGUCAUGGUGUAAUUAUUAUUAUUUUCCAAUUUCCGACACAGCUCAUCUGUUUUGUGUGUGUGUGUGUAUGUGUGUGUAUAUUGAGCAAUAAAGCACUUGUAUUUUGA
Molecule: messenger RNA, 2768 nt
Organism: Pangasianodon hypophthalmus (striped catfish)
Lineage: Eukaryota; Metazoa; Chordata; Actinopteri; Siluriformes; Pangasiidae
Product: leptin receptor gene-related protein
Exons: 4
Coding region: 106-501 (131 amino acids)
Biological process (GO): late endosome to vacuole transport via multivesicular body sorting pathway; negative regulation of growth hormone receptor signaling pathway
Cellular component (GO): endosome
Source: RefSeq, a predicted model, not a curated record